Vitis vinifera (wine grape) is the source of this 984-nucleotide messenger RNA. RefSeq names its product protein OXIDATIVE STRESS 3. The transcript has 2 exons. The record is from RefSeq and is a predicted model, not a curated record. Lineage: Eukaryota; Viridiplantae; Streptophyta; Magnoliopsida; Vitales; Vitaceae. The coding region runs from base 122 to 727 and encodes 201 amino acids.
CCCAAGCUUUUGGGUAUAAGAUAUAAAAGAGAGUUUCUUUGCCAAAAUCUAUAACCUGCAGUUUCUUCUUAUUCUUCAUCUUCUUCUUCCUUUUUCUUCUUAAGGUUGGUUCUGAGCUCUCAUGGCUAAAAGUGACCACAUCCAAGUGUUUGGGAGUCCAUGUUCAAUUAUGAUAUAUGAUCAUGAGAAGGGUGCAAAGCAAAGAGAUGAUAAUUGGGUUAUCAUGGAAGCUGAUGGUGAAGAUGAUGAUAGUAACUACAACCCUAGAUCAUCAUCUUCCUCCCUUGAAGAUUCAAUCACUUCCCAUGGAUCAUCAGCAUCUUCUUCAGACUUGGUAGAUGAUGCUUCUUCAUCAAGUACUUCAUAUUCAUCUGUAUCUCCUUCCCAUUCCAGUGGGCCAUUGUAUGAAUUAGCAGAGCUCAUGGCACAGCUGCCCAUCAAGAGAGGACUUUCCAAGUAUUAUGAAGGCAAGUCGCAGUCUUUUACAUCUCUGUCAAGUGUGAGGAGCAUAGAAGAUCUAGCAAAGAAAGAGAGUCCUUACAGAAGAAAAAUGAAGGUAUGUAAAAGCUAUGGAGGUGGGUUGGAUACCCACAAGGCAUAUACUCUUCCUAGGGCGAUUAUAUCAAAGAAGAGGGGUUCUGCUGCAUCUCUAUCUUUGCUAAGUAGACGAGGCAGUUUUGUGAAUAGCUGUAGGCCUCCUAUGAUUCCUGUGCAGAAGAAUUUGUGAUUGACUUGUCAAUAUUGUAAGUUAUGGUUCAAAACAAUUUCUGUGAAGGUAGUAGCUUCAUUUUAUACUCUUGAGUUGAUAGACCAUGAUCCAUGUUUUAGUUCUAAGAUCUUUUGUGAAAUACCUCCUCAUUUUGGAUGAGAGAGAGAGAGAGAGGGAGAGAUUGUUCUUCGAAAAAUUUUGUGGGUUUUAGACUUUAAUCAUUUCCAUCUGAUGUUUGAUUGUUUUAUAAACAUCCAUGAUUUGGAGGUGCAAAA